Jaculus jaculus (lesser Egyptian jerboa) is the source of this 1613-nucleotide messenger RNA. It is a transcript of the gene Paip2, whose product is annotated as poly(A) binding protein interacting protein 2. Gene Ontology annotation, cellular component: cytoplasm. Gene Ontology annotation, biological process: negative regulation of translational initiation. Gene Ontology annotation, molecular function: mRNA regulatory element binding translation repressor activity. Bases 161 to 535 code for a protein of 124 amino acids. NCBI's taxonomy places the organism in Eukaryota, Metazoa, Chordata, Mammalia, Rodentia, Dipodidae. The record is from RefSeq and is a predicted model, not a curated record. The transcript has 4 exons.
GCUGGGUGUUUGUUUGGACUGGAGAAGGGAGGCGGCGGGCGAAGCGCACGUCGAGCUGGGGAGCGGCGCUGCCUGUGGAGAUCCGCGGAGGCCGACAGGACUCGUGGGCUGCCGUCCCCGCUGCCGUGCACUGGGUUAAAAACGACAACUGACUCCAACCAUGAAAGAUCCAAGUCGCAGCAGUACCAGCCCAAGCAUCAUCAAUGAAGACGUCAUUAUUAAUGGUCAUUCUCAUGAAGACGAUAAUCCAUUUGCAGAGUACAUGUGGAUGGAAAAUGAAGAGGAAUUCAACAGACAAAUAGAAGAGGAAUUGUGGGAAGAAGAAUUUAUUGAACGCUGUUUCCAAGAAAUGCUGGAGGAGGAAGAAGAACACGAGUGGUUUAUUCCAGCUCGAGAUCUCCCACAAACUAUGGACCAAAUCCAAGACCAAUUUAAUGACCUUGUUAUCAGUGAUGGCUCCUCUCUGGAAGAUCUUGUGGUCAAGAGCAAUCUGAACCCAAAUGCAAAGGAGUUUGUUCCUGGGGUGAAGUACUAAAAUAUUUGAGUAGAUGGGGCCCUCUUUUGGUGGAUGUAGCACAAUUUCCACACUGUGAAGGCAGUAUUAGAAGACUUAACUUGUAAAAGCUCUCUCGUCACUGUGUUACACUUAUGCAUUGCCAAAGUUUUUGUUAGUCUUGCAUGCUUAAUAAAAGUGCUGAGACUGUUAUUAAGUAAAAAGCUGUCAAACAUUUACUGAAAGUAGAAUUGGCCCCAUGGCUUAAUGUAAAGACAGCAAGGAAAGCCGCACCAGUCAAAUUGUGACAAAAUAACGAAUUAAAAAUCCUCCAAAUUGUAUUGAAUUGUCUGUCUUUGAGGCUAAACUAAGUCCUUAAGAUUAAUCAACACUUUGUAAAACUAAGUUUAAAUUAGGUUCUAAUUGUUUAGCAGAUUUCUCAGUUGGAUUUGUCCUCAUCAAAAAUCUUUUUCUAGCCGGGCGUGGUGGUGUACACCUUUAAUCCCAGCACUCAGGAGGCAGAGUAGGAGGAUCACCAUAAAUUUGAGGCCACUCUGAGAUUUACAUAGUGAAUUCCAGAUUAGCCUGGGCUAAAGUGAGACCCUACCUCGAAAAAAGAAAUUUUUUUCUGAACAGUCUGUUAAUUUGAAACAAUUCAUUAUAGCAAAGGUGUCUUUGGUGACUGAGGUUGCAAAGUGAAAAUCAGAUAAGAGCUAGGUUUUCUGGUGUGUUAUGUUAGAAAUAACUGAGUUGUCUCAGUAUUAACACCUGAGGAAGUAUGAUUUGAGAAUUGCUUUUUCUGAGGAUUUGUUGCAUCAUAUCAUACCUGUGUGAAGUCUAAUACAAGACCAACACCAGCCCAUAAUCCAAUUGGAGUACUGAGGAGAUUGUAACGUGAUUUGAGUGGUGCUUUUCCUUGCUUUGUUAACCAUCAUGAAAAUAGUCUGCAGCACAAUUUUUCUUUUAACAAAGCUAGAACAGUUUUGGCUUCUUAAACUUCAUAUUUGGGUAGGUUAAGCUGCCAUACAUGUUCAGUGUGAAUAGUGUUUAAGUUGAAAAUAUUGUAAAAAAAUUAUAUUUUUUCAAAAAUAUUUAAAAAAAUAAAUAAUAGUAGAACUGA